Molecule: messenger RNA, 1865 nt
Organism: Daldinia loculata
Lineage: Eukaryota; Fungi; Ascomycota; Sordariomycetes; Xylariales; Hypoxylaceae
Product: DUF1671-domain-containing protein
Exons: 10
Coding region: 330-1628 (432 amino acids)
Source: RefSeq, a predicted model, not a curated record
UCGUUCUUUGAGAAGGAACUAUUCCCCCCCUUAAAUAAUACGAACGAAUAUGUAUGAACCCGAUUAUGGGCAACAAUUCAACCACUCACUAAGUGCGAAACUGACCUACUUCACUCAUUAUUAUUUUUUUCUAUCCUUCCGCAAAUAAAAAAUAGCACUGGUAUUAAAUGCAUAGACGCAGGCGCUUACGUCUUUAUUCAGCCCGGCGAGAAAGGAGCGAACAUUGCAUUACGUUCUAGCUUUGUUCUAGCAGCUAGCGAGUUAAUAAUUAGAAGCGGAAAGAGUAAGAGCAUCAUUAUCUUCACUGCAGCUAGCUUAUUAUAGUUGUUAUGUCGGGUGUAUUCAACUGCCCCUUUUGCGGAUACAAGGAUUCCGUCGAAUACAGCAUCCUACUUCACCUGGAGGUCCAUCAUAGCGAGGGCAAAUCCCCGUUCGUGCCGGAUGAAGCGCAUAAUGCAGCUAGGCCGGAGGUAGAAGCUACCGUCGCUAAGGAGGAGCUUACCGAGUAUUUCCAAUGCCCGGUCAAGAGCUGCGGUGAGAUCAUGCACCUGGAUCGGUUAGACGACCACCUCGAAUUGCAUAACGCGGAGCAGGUCGGGAAUGUGGCUGAAGGAUCGAAUGCUGGCGAGCUAAGGAGCGCGUCGCCGGAGAGCGGCUCUCAAUCUUCUCCUGCGCGAACCCCGGGACCUAGCCGAGCCAAGCCCGAUGUACCGGUCGGCCCUGCUCCGAGCGCUCCACCGCUCAACACGACCGGGGACUACCACAUAAAAUCAUCUAAACCCGUUAGGAGACUUGGAAAAAAAGAACUCGGCGCGUACUACAACGAGGAGAGAAUGCCGCGCUGGCUCGAGGAUUUGCUGAGGAAACGCGGGUAUAAGAGCUCACAAGGCGUAAUACCCGUCCUCGCACAGCUCCUGCAUCAGAACAAGUACACGCAAUACGCGUAUCUCUGUCACCCGGAAACGCAACACAUCUCCAAGCUUAGAAACGAGGGCAGCUUCUGCGGUUACAGGAAUAUCCAGAUGCUGAUAUCGUAUAUCGUUGGUACGGGCACGACGGGUGCUGCGGCUUUCGAGAACACUAUCCCGAGUAUCUUCCAGAUCCAGGAUCUCAUCGAGAACGCCUGGGAUCAGGGUAUUCACGAAGAUGGCCGGACAGAACUCGGUGUCCUUAGGGGCACGCGCAAGUAUAUCGGAACACCAGAGGCCCAGACGCUGUUCGCAAGUUUAGGUAUACAAUGGGACAUGCAAACGUUCAAGAACCGUCCGGGAGAACCGCCUACUGCUUCGGAGAACAGGAUGUACGACGCCGUGGAAGAGUAUUUCGCGACGGCGCCAAGCGUCAAUAUGCAGAGUAAGGUCCGCAACACGAUGCGACCACCGAUUUAUUUACAGCAUCAGGGCCACUCUAUGACCAUCAUCGGCAUAGAGCGUCAGCCCAGCGGCAACCGGAACCUGAUCGUCUUCGACCCGUCCUAUGGGGACCCGUCCAACAUCACGCGACACAUCGACGGCACAAGGCCCGUCGAGUACAACCAUCACCCGGACCGCGCGCUCAAGCUCUACCGCCGCGGCCCGAGGUACCUAAGCAAGUAUCAAGCUUUUGAGCUCAUGAGGCUAAAAGAAUAAUCAAUCAUCUUCCAACUUGAAUUUUUUUUCUUCUUCGGUCGCGUGACCAAAUCAACUACCUAAUCCCGGCACAGCAGACAUUUUACACAGUCGGAUAUCUUCGGCGUCUAAGGAGGCGGGUUAUAACGGAGUUGAGAUAUUAAGCAUACCGUAUUGUAUCCAAGUAACGAGUUAGCGUUCUAAUAUGUAGAAUCGAGGCGGCUAGUGAAGCUUUAGAAAUAUAAAAUGCUUUAUUUA